Molecule: messenger RNA, 1972 nt
Organism: Prosopis cineraria
Lineage: Eukaryota; Viridiplantae; Streptophyta; Magnoliopsida; Fabales; Fabaceae
Exons: 2
Coding region: 588-1844 (418 amino acids)
Source: RefSeq, a predicted model, not a curated record
GGAAAAAAGAAAGUAAUUGAUGGCCUAGUGAUGUGCUAGAGUCCUAGUGAUGGUUAAGGGUCUUCUAGGGGUAAGGGCUGUGCUAAAGUCACUUUUUAGGUCUUUAAAUCUUCCUCUUUGCCUAGAGAGAGGGGGAGAUUAUUUUGAAUAUUGAGAGUGAUAAGGAGAGCUCUGGCCUCUCGAAUGUCAGGUUGGGGGUGGAGGAAGUCAUCUUUCUUCAUCAUUUUAUCUUCUGCUUAGUGUGUGUAUGUAAGUGAGUGACUUAUAUUUUGUGAUUGUUGUUUGGUGGAGUGUAUUCUGUGCUGUUUCUGUUUCAGUACGUUGUAAUUUUCAGUUCCUUAUUUCGCUGUAAUCCAACUUUGCUAUUCGGUAUUAGUAAUUUUCAGUCCCAUUUGUGGUGUAGUUUCUGGUUUAUGCUUGUUUAAAGCUUAUUAGAAUAGAGGGUUCCAUCAUUUGGUAUCAGAGCGGUUGAUCCGAGGGAGAGAAAGAGGGUGGAAAAAAGGCAUGGCAAACUUACUAGAAGAACUCGUAGUUACAGCAGCUAUGAUGUCAGAAUUGUUGAAGAAUGUGGGGAAAAAACAGAGGAAAUGCAGAAGAAAUUAGAGAAGUGCACAAAGAUUUUAGACAGAAUGGAGAUGCGUGCUGAAAUGGAGAAGAAAUCAGAGGUGAACAUGGAAAAUGAAGAUGCUGUAAGUGAGAAAGAAGAGAAGAAACCAGUUGAACAAGAAACAGAGGGAGUUAUAAAAAAGAUACCGGAGGUUGAAGAAGGGGGAGAGAAAGAGCCUUUUGAACAACAGUUAAAAGUGUCACCGUUUUUAGGAGAAGAAAAGUUUGAAGCAGAUUCUGGUAUCAACCCAAAAGAGAUGAAACCCAAACCUUCUCAAUCCUUGCAAGCUGUCAAAUUAGCACCAAGCAGUCCCAAAAUCAAAGUCCAGCAUAUAAAUGUUAAUGGGGCAGAAGCGACUAAGGAGAAGAAGCAAAAUUAUAAUGUUGAGAAGACUGCAAGACGCUGGAGAGAAUAUGAGCAACGAAGAGACAGGUUGAAGGCAGAAGAGGCUGACGGCAAAAAGAAGAGAAAGUGGAGGCUGGAUAGGGUUAGGUUAAUUACUUACUGUAGAAGCCCAAUACUAAAUGAUGGUAAUUCUUUUGGGCCUAAAAGCUUUUUAAUUUAUGAAAGGAGAAUGAACCAGCCGCAUACAACAUUCAAUUCCUCAUUUAAGAAGCAACUAAUGGGCUUGGGCCUUAAAGGGGAGAAAAGAAACCUAAUCCUUCGAGAAGCUAGGGUUGCAACGCUGCGUUCUGCAUCAGAGAAGGGGUUUUCACUUUAUAUUAUAUUUUUGCGCCAGACGCUUGCUGUGGCUCACAUUCUAAACGCUCAACAGGCUAAAGAAGAGCAAAAAUUCUCCCACAAACAUGCAAAAACAGUGGGAAGCGACACCAUUCCAGAUGCUCUUUGUGUUGGCUGGCACCAAAGGCUACUGUUCCUGGCUCCAACUAUUACAGAAGUUAACAUACUGUAUGUGGCAGCUUCACAAAUUCACAUAACUAUCAAGAAGAAUGAAUAUGCUGCUCGUCUGACCCAAAAGGCUGGCGCAAAGUUGGGCAUAAGGGAUGAUACCAAUGUCAGAUCAACGGUCAACACUCACAGAUACAUUUCUGCACACAGCAACAAUUCAGUGGAGAUACAGAGCAAAAUGCAGCUUCAGACCAGUACCGAGAAAAAUGUGAAACUGGAACUGAAGAUUUUGGGCAUGUUGAUGAAUGUGCAGGUUCAGACUGCAGGUGUGGAGGAUGGAUUUGGGAAGCAAAACAAACCAAACUCAAGAUCAAGGGGGAGGUGUUGAUCAGUAAUUUUCUUGUCUACAAUAUAAAACCCACAAGAGAUGGGGCUGAGUUCCCCAGCAACACUUCUUCAUUCUCAAUGAGAGGAGAUGAAAAUUCCCAAGAGACCACAGUACUAGACUUCACUGAA